GUUUGGGCCUUUGAGAAUAGGCCUCUCCCAUCUCUCUCUCUCACACACUCUGUCACACUCUUUUGCUCUUCGCAGAUCACUCCUAGAUCUAAAACCUCAUAAGUAAACUCCGUUUCUUGAUUUUACAGGUUUCUUUCUCGAGAAAGAAUGGUUAUAAACCACUAACACUAUUCGUUUCUUUGAUUUUUGAAUUUAACUGCAAACCCAAAAUGGGAACAAUGCACAGAAGUGGUUUAGCUCCUCGAAGAACAAAUGAAAACGCAAAAGCUGUCAUCACAACAAUUCUAGGAAUCGUGUUUGGCACUUUUAUCGGCAUUACAUUACCCUCACUUUUUUCAAAGAUUAACUUUCCCUCAGCACUUAUAUCAUCUCUUGAUGGGCACUUAUAUUUGUCUAGUCACAAAUCCCCUGAAGAGUUCGGCUCAAGAAAGUUUCCUGAGAUAUAUGUUCCUACGAAUCCGCGUGGUGCAGAACUACUACCUCCAGGGAUUGUUGUGGCAAAAACUGAUCUUUACUUGCGCAGAUUACGGGGAGAACCUAAUGAAGAUUUGAAGAAGAAGCCAAAGUAUCUUGUGACAUUUACAGUUGGGUUUGAGCAGAGGAACCAUAUUAAUACAGUUGUUAAGAAGUUUUCUGAAGAUUUUCAGAUUUUGCUUUUCCAUUAUGAUGGCCGGACAACUGAGUGGGAUCAGUUUGAGUGGUCGAAGACCGCUAUUCAUAUCAGUACAAGAAAGCAAACAAAAUGGUGGUACGCGAAGAGGUUUUUGCAUCCUGAUGUUGUUUCUGCUUACGAGUACAUAUUUAUAUGGGAUGAAGAUCUUGGUGUGGAGCACUUCAAUGCUGAUAAGUACAUUGAGUUAGUUAAGAAGCAUGGUUUAGAGAUUUCUCAACCAGGUCUAGAGCCCAACAAUGGACUUACAUGGGAAAUGACAAAGAGGAGAGGUGACCGGGAGGUCCACAAAGAUACUAAAGAAAAAGCAGGAUGGUGUAGCGACCCACAUUUACCUCCCUGUGCUGCGUUUGUAGAAAUAAUGGCGCCUGUCUUUUCCAGAGAAGCAUGGCGAUGUGUGUGGCAUAUGAUUCAGAAUGAUCUGGUUCAUGGAUGGGGUCUGGACUUUGCUCUGAGAAGAUGCGUUGAGCCUGCUCAUGAGAAGAUUGGAGUUGUAGAUUCGCAAUGGAUCAUUCAUAAAGUGAUACCUUCGCUUGGGAGUCAAGGUAAGUCAGAGAAUGGGAAAGCCCCAUGGCAAGGAGUGAGAGAGAGAUGCAAAAAGGAAUGGGUAAUGUUUCAGAACCGAUUAGCAGAAGCUGAUAAGGAGUAUCUUGGGAGGAUGGUGGUGAAAGAAUAAAGUACAUUUGUUUUCUUUUUAUAGUUAAUUCUAAAAACAUUUUUUUGUAUAUCAAACAUUUCACCUUAUAUAGGUUUAUGAUAAUAUGGCGUGUGAAACCCUUUUUAUUUGUACUGUAUGAGAGUUAUAGUUUUGAUAUUAUGUUCUAUUUGAUUUCUUGA
Molecule: messenger RNA, 1507 nt
Organism: Raphanus sativus (radish)
Lineage: Eukaryota; Viridiplantae; Streptophyta; Magnoliopsida; Brassicales; Brassicaceae
Exons: 12
Coding region: 210-1346 (378 amino acids)
Source: RefSeq, a predicted model, not a curated record